This is a messenger RNA of Ricinus communis (castor bean), 5330 nucleotides long. RefSeq lists its product as uncharacterized. The record is from RefSeq and is a predicted model, not a curated record. NCBI's taxonomy places the organism in Eukaryota, Viridiplantae, Streptophyta, Magnoliopsida, Malpighiales, Euphorbiaceae. The transcript has 22 exons. The coding region runs from base 231 to 4589 and encodes 1452 amino acids.
UCUCUCUCUCCCUCUUUCUGUGCCUUUGCCUUUGCCAUCUGCUAGAGAGAGCACUUUCUUUUCAUUUCCUCUCGAAAAACUAAAAUCUAAUUGCAGAAGAUAGCAAUUUUUUUUUUUUUUUUUUUUGCGUUUUAAAUAAAAACAAAAAUAUCUAUGGUGGUUUUAAUGUUGAUAUCUCAAUCUCUACGCUUCAAUUUGCAAAAUCUCUAAAUGACUUUCACGACCAGUGAAUGGCUCGAUUUUACUCUUCUGUUACUCUCUUUUUCAAUUUCGCCAUUAUCAUAACCACAACAUUGAUCUCGAACCCUAAUUUUGUUAUCUCCUCUAAUAACGUACACACUUCUUUCUCAAUAAUCGAUUACGAUUCAAAUCUCUUCCACCAGGAUUAUUCCCCCCCGUCGCCACCACCUCCACCGCCGCACGCACCGUCGGUUUCAUGCACCGACGAUCUCGGCGGCAUAGGUUCAUUAGACACGACAUGUCGUAUUAUAUCAGAUGUGAAUCUUACUCGUGACGUGUAUAUAGCAGGGAAAGGAAACUUUUAUAUCCAUCCCGGUGUGAGUUUUAAUUGUCUAUCUUUUGGUUGUUCAGUUACUAUUAACAUUACAGGAAAUUUUACUUUAUCAAUCAAUGCAUCGAUUGUGACUAGUAGCUUCGAGCUUGUUGCUUAUAAUGCGAGUUUUUCAAACAACUCGGUUGUCAAUACAACUGGAUUGGCUGGUAACCCCCCGCCGCAGACUAGUGGGACCCCACAAGGGAUUGAUGGAGCUGGGGGUGGACAUGGAGGGAGAGGUGCUUGUUGUUUAGUUGAUGAUAAGAAGCUUCCGGAGGAUGUUUGGGGAGGUGAUGCAUAUUCAUGGUCUUCGUUGCAGAUUCCAAAUAGUUAUGGAAGUAGAGGUGGCAGUACUAGUAAGGAAGUGAAUUAUGGAGGUGGUGGUGGUGGAAAAGUCAAAUUUACAAUAUCCGAGUAUUUGGUUGUGGAUGGUGGAAUAUUGGCUGAUGGUGGUGAUGGUGGGAGUAAGGGAGGUGGUGGUUCAGGCGGUAGUAUCUUCAUUAAGGCUUAUAAAAUGACUGGAAGUGGCAGAAUUAGUGCUUGUGGAGGUAGCGGUUUUGCUGGUGGUGGUGGUGGGAGAGUUUCCGUUGACAUUUUCAGUAGGCAUGAUGACCCCCAAAUUUUUGUACAUGGAGGCAGUAGUUUUGGCUGUCCAGAAAAUGCAGGUGCUGCUGGUACUUUAUAUGAUGCUGUUCCCCGGAGCCUUAUUGUUAGCAAUCACAAUAUGUCAACAGAUACAGAGACACUUCUUUUAGAUUUCCCUUACCAGCCUCUUUGGACAAAUGUUUAUGUUCGAAAUCAUGCCAGGGCUACUGUACCUUUGCUUUGGAGCCGUGUCCAGGUCCAAGGACAGAUUAGUUUGCUGUGCCAUGGAGUGCUGAGCUUUGGAUUAGCUCAUUAUGCUUCAUCUGAGUUUGAAUUAUUGGCAGAAGAACUCUUGAUGAGUGAUUCUGUAAUCAAGGUAUAUGGGGCUUUACGCAUGACCGUAAAGAUUUUCUUAAUGUGGAAUUCCAAAAUGAUCGUAGAUGGUGGUGAAGAUACAACUGUUACAACUUCUUGGCUUGAGGCUAGUAAUCUAAUUGUUCUCAAGGAGUCAUCUGUCAUUCAAUCUAAUGCAAAUCUGGGAGUUCAUGGACAGGGUUUAUUGAAUUUGUCAGGACCAGGCGAUUCAAUUGAAGCUCAACGUCUGGUUCUAUCACUAUUCUACAGCAUUCAUGUUGGACCUGGAUCUGUUUUGCGUGGUCCUCUGCAGAAUGCAACUAGUGAUGCUGUUACACCAAGGCUUUAUUGUGAACUUCAAGAUUGCCCUAUUGAAUUACUUCAUCCUCCUGAAGACUGCAAUGUGAACUCAUCUUUGUCUUUUACUCUUCAGAUAUGCCGAGUGGAGGAUAUCACUGUUGAAGGACUUAUAAAAGGAUCUGUUGUCCAUUUCCAUCGCGCGAGAACUGUAUCUGUCCUAUCUUCUGGAAGAAUUAGUGCAUCUGGGAUGGGCUGCACAGGUGGUGUUGGUAGAGGUCAUGUUCUGGAAAAUGGUAUUGGCAGUGGUGGCGGCCAUGGUGGCAAAGGUGGGCUUGGAUGUUAUAAUGGUAGCUGUAUUGAGGGCGGUAUGUCAUAUGGAAAUGUGGAGUUGCCUUGUGAACUGGGUAGCGGAAGUGGAGAUGAAAGCUCAGCCGGUUCAACUGCUGGCGGUGGUAUUAUAGUAAUGGGCUCAUUGGAUCAUCCGUUGUCAAGUUUGUCUGUUGAAGGCUCAGUAAGAGCCGACGGAGAAAGUUUUCAACAAACUGUCAAGCUGGGAAAGCUCACUGUAAAAAAUGACACCACUGGAGGUCCUGGGGGUGGUUCUGGAGGAACUAUACUUAUGUUCUUGCAUACAUUAGAUCUUAGCGAGUCUGCUGUUCUUUCAAGUGGUGGAGGGUAUGGUAGCCAAAACGGGGCUGGUGGAGGAGGUGGUGGAAGGAUUCACUUCCAUUGGUCAGACAUUCCCACUGGAGAUGUAUAUCAGCCAAUUGCUAGUGUUAAAGGAAGCAUCCUUUUUGGGGGAGGAACGGGUAGAGAUGAGGGUUGUGCUGGAGAAAAUGGAACAGUAACUGGAAAAGCUUGCCCAAAAGGGCUAUUUGGAGUGUUUUGCGAGGAAUGCCCAGCUGGUACUUUUAAGAAUGUUACUGGGUCCGAGAGAUCUCUUUGCCAUCCUUGCCCUGCCAAUGAGCUUCCCCAUCGUGCUGUUUAUGUUGCUGUCCGAGGUGGUAUUGCUGAAACACCAUGUCCUUACAAAUGCAUCUCAGACAGAUUUCACAUGCCGCAUUGUUAUACUGCGCUUGAAGAGUUGAUUUACACAUUUGGUGGGCCAUGGUUAUUUUGUCUUCUUCUUGUGGCUCUUCUCAUCCUCUUAGCCUUGGUGCUUAGUGUUGCUCGGAUGAAAUUUGUCGGUGUUGAUGAAUUGCCAGGCCCAGCUCCCACCCAACAUGGCUCUCAAAUAGAUCAUUCAUUCCCUUUCUUGGAGUCACUGAAUGAGGUUUUAGAAACAAAUAGGGCUGAGGAGUCUCAGAACCACGUGCAUAGGAUGUAUUUUAUGGGCCCUAAUACUUUUAGCGAACCUUGGCAUCUUCCGCACACUCCUCCUGAACAAAUAAAAGAGAUAGUAUAUGAGAGUGCAUAUAAUUCAUUUGUGGAUGAGAUUAAUGCUAUAACUGCUUAUCAAUGGUGGGAGGGUGCCAUGUAUAGCAUUCUUUCUGCUUUAUUAUAUCCGCUUGCAUGGUCUUGGCAGCAGUGGCGACGGAGAAUAAAGUUGCAAAAGUUGCGUGAGUUUGUUCGGUCCGAGUAUGAUCAUGCUUGCUUGCGUUCUUGUCGCUCACGGGCUUUAUAUGAAGGGCUUAAGGUAGCUGCAACUCCUGACUUAAUGCUUGCAUAUCUGGAUUUCUUCCUUGGUGGAGAUGAAAAGAGAACAGAUCUUCCUCCCCGCCUGCAUCAGAGGUUUCCAAUGUCUAUAAUUUUUGGAGGUGAUGGAAGUUACAUGGCUCCUUUUUCAAUUCAAAGUGAUAAUAUUCUCACAAGCCUUAUGAGCCAGACGGUCCCACCUACCACUUGGUACCGUAUGGUGGCUGGUUUGAAUGCACAACUUCGCCUGGUUCGCCGUGGGCGUCUACGAGUAACAUUCCGAUCUGUUAUUAAAUGGCUUGAAACUCAUGCCAAUCCUGCAUUAAGAAUCCAUGGGAUUCGUGUUGAUCUUGCAUGGUUUCAGGCCACAGCUUGUGGUUAUUGCCAGUAUGGGCUCUUGGUUUAUGCUAUUGAAGAAGAAACUGGUGAAAGUAUAGAUGGUGGUAAACAAACUCUUCAAGAGUCACGUAUACAUAGUACUCACGGAGGAAACCCAUCUGGUCCACUAGGAGUUGAUGCAAUCUCAAGCCUAGUUCCCAGAAGCAGUGAGAAUUACACAAGGCGGAAAAAGAGUUAUUGGGGGAGUAUAGAUACUAACAACUUACAAAUGCUUGAAGAGAAGAGAGAUAUAUUUUGCCUUCUCUCUUUUAUAAUUCACAAUACUAAACCUGUUGGCCACCAGGAUCUUGUUGGUUUGGUCAUCUCAAUGCUACUUCUAGGAGAUUUUAGCUUAGUGUUGCUUACUUUGCUCCAAUUGUAUUCCAUUUCAUUGGUGGACGUCCUUCUGGUUUUGCUUAUUUUACCUCUUGGUAUUCUUCUGCCAUUUCCUGCCGGAAUCAAUGCCUUGUUCAGUCAUGGACCUAGGCGUUCUGCUGGUCUUGCACGUAUCUAUGCUUUGUGGAACGUUAUGUCCUUGAUUAAUGUUGUUGUUGCUUUUGUUUGUGGAUAUGUUCACUAUCACAGUCAAUCGUCCUCAAGUAAGAAGUUCCCAUUUCAGCCAUGGAAUAUUAGCAUGGAUGAAAGUGAAUGGUGGAUAUUUCCGGCUGGACUAGUUCUUUGUAAGAUCUUACAAUCUCAACUUGUUAAUUGGCAUGUUGCAAAUUUGGAGAUUCAAGACAGGUCACUGUACAGUAGCGAUUUUGAGCUCUUCUGGCAGUCAUGAUAAUAUGCCAAAAGGACAUUCCACAUUGACGAGGUUCUUUUUUGUUCUCGUUUUGUAUGGUUUUUGAGAGUACUAGGAAAAUGGUUAACACAUAAGUAGAAAUAGAAAAUAGGGGAAGAAAAUAUAAAUAGAGUGAGAGCAUUCAUUCAUGUAUCUUCUUUCGAACAAUGUGCAGUCAGAUUUUUAUUUUUAUUUUUGGGUCUUUAUCCUUUUGAUGUAUAAUGCCAAUGUAAAUAUAAAGGGGUUAGCACACCCAUCAUCCGCGUAAAGAUUGCAGUUCUGAGUUUCUGUUGCUAUUUUAUUCAGUAGAAACCGGCUACUGCAAAAUCCACGGUCCGGAUGCUAAUGUAAGUGUGGACUAAUGCUAACUUUAAGAUCUAGGAAGCAUUUGGAGUUUCUCUCAGAGGAAAAAAAGGAGGGAGCAUUUGGAGUUUGGACUAAUUUGAUGUGAAGGAUUUUGAGCGAGCUCUUUUGAAGAGAUAACUUACAGGGAAUAAUGCAUCAUUUGCUGGGUUUUGGCGAAUUGCCUAUUUGCUGAACAACUCUAUAGCAGUAGGUAUGCCAUAGGAGAUCGCUGAUUGUCAGUGUCGGUACUUAUAUCUGUAUCUGUAACUGUAUCUGUAUGGAAGAGAUGCUAUGAUUAUUUAAAGUAUCUUUACCGAAGAGAUGCGAAAAGGUGUUUUGGAUCAAUGGGCAGUGUCAUAAUAAAAUGCCCGAUUGGCAUGGCUUUUUAUAUUUUAA